Messenger RNA from Adineta steineri, 945 nucleotides. Lineage: Eukaryota; Metazoa; Rotifera; Eurotatoria; Adinetida; Adinetidae. The record is from the annotation of a GenBank genome assembly.
AUGAUGGGGGUUAAUGCAAAAGAAAAAUUUGGUCGAUUUAAAUUUCAUUCGAUUCAAUUUUUUUGGAAAAUAGUGCAUGAUUGGUCUUUCUCACUAUCAUCUCUUAUUGGAUAUAAUUUAUUAGUAUCUUUACUACCACUUAUUCUAUGUCUAUUCUCUAUUGCAACUUUAAUAUUCCAAGGUGAUCAGGCUGUCAUAGAUAACAUUCGUAAUCGUCUAAUAAAUGCAUUUCCUAAAGACGAAGGUAUAGCUGAUAUAAUUGAUGGUUUACUAAAAUCUUUAUCACAGCAAGCUGGUUUGGUAUUUUUAAUUACGUUUUGUGUAUCAGUAUUUGCUGGUUCACGUUUAAUGAUUGGUAUUGAUGAUGUUUUAACAAUAAUUUAUCGAAUACGUGAACGAUCUGCAAUUGAUCAAAAUAUUCAUGCUAUUAAAAUGCUUUUAUCAUUUAUAAUUCUUAUGCCACUUUUACUUAUAAGUUCAUCAGCUCCUGCCGUUUUGACAAAACACGAAGGACUUGCUCAAAUUGGAACAGCAUUAGGCAGUGCAAUAUUUGGAUUUUUAUUAUUUGAAUUAAUUUAUUAUAAUGUACCAAAUCGAAAAAUGCUUUUCCGUAAUACCUGGGCUGGAGCAUUAGCUGCUGCAAUUGGUUUACAAAUACUUCUUUCUAUUUUUCCAAUGUAUGUUCAUUCAUUUAUGUCAAAUUAUGUUGGUCAAUUAGGUUUUGUUAUAGUAGCAGUUUUGCUCUUUUAUCUCUUUGGCUUGGUAUUAGUUAUUGGUGCUCAAAUUAAUGCAUAUUUUUUUGAUCAUAUUCAACCAUUACCAGUUGGCCUAGGUACGCUCUUAAGUAGAAAUCUUGAUAAUGAAAAUGCAAUAUUAAUUGAUGGUAAUUUACAACCAAAGGACAACACAUCAACAUUAAUCGAAGGAUUAAAUCCACUUCCAUAA